AUGGCUCCUCGCUCGAAGUUCACCGCUGAGCAAGUUAAAAUGAUGGAGGAGUAUCGAGAACAAUACCUCGAGUGCCAGGCAGUAGGAGAUUAUACUCCAUUCUGGGCUCCAUUUUUCGAAGAUUAUCACGCCAGAUGGCCGGAGAGGGAGCACGUGUUUCCCGAUGUCCCCCUCGACAUAGAUCUCACACCAGAACAAAAAGUCGUCAACGCGAGUAUGGUGGAUGCACGCAAAAAACAAUUAAUGCAUCGCUUCCGCAACAUGUAUGGCAACUACAGUGCCAAGCGCAAGCUGAAAGCACAGACUACUGAGUACUGUCGAGAAAAUCCUGCCGAGGCUUACUACAAGACACGUAUCAAACUUGUUGUGGAUGUGGAGAUCAAGGUACUCGCACGGGAGGCUGGCCUGAGUCCCAUGACAUCAGAUGAAGAGGAUGACGACACCAGCACUGUUGGAAGCGAUGUGAAGCAGGUGUUACCUAAGACACUCAGGCUAUCUCUCAUAAAGAAGCACACACGUGCUCUAUUCGCAAACGAGACCCCCGAGAUCAAGGCAGAGGUAGCUGAUUUCAUCAAGCAGUGGAGCGAGAACCGCAAGAAGAGUUCGAGCGAGGAUGAUGACAUUUCUUUCACUGAGAAUAUCGAAAAAUUACCCAAUGUCCUAGCUGAUAUAUUUGCUGGACUGGCGAAACAGACGGGCUGGGCCUUUUCUGUGUUGAUGGGCGGGCCUUCUCCAGGAAUGAGUGGGAAAAUACAGGUUGAAAGUUUUCAUGUGGGACGCACAGCGAUGGGAAACACUUUCAAUCUUGCUUACUCUGAUUUUAAUGAAUGCAUUAUGAGGCCAUAUGCAGAUUUCACAAAGCACGCCUUUCCUGAUGCGGCGGGGAAGGGAACUCCGAGUCCAGGACCCUCUAAGCCUGCUCCUCGAUCAUUCGAAGACACCACCUUAAUGCCGAUUGACUUCACCACAACCAGUGAUACAUCACUCCUUCCAUCGACUGAUACAUCACUCCUCCCAUUGACUGAUACAUCACUCCUUCCAUCCGAUGACCAACUGUACGACAUGUUCUCUACUCUUGACAUCUCUGGUCUGGCACCGUCGUUUGAGAAUGAUGGACCCAUCCUUCCCAUGCCAGAUGGAUAUACACCUCCCACAACAAAUUCACCCAGCUUGGAAUCUUUCAACUCUGCCUUGUUUGGACCCAUCCCUCCCAUGCCAGAAUACACUCCCACAGUACAUCCCUUGUCCAGUUUGGAGUCGACAUUUUAUGACGGACUCACCCCUCACAUGCCAGAGGGACACAUUCCCACAGCACAUCCCUCGUCGAGUUUGGAGUCGAUGGACUUGUUCAAUGCGCCUUUGGGUCCAAAUUGGCCAGGUCUGCCUUUUAAUCAGCCAGUCAUGCCUACCAUCAGCCUCUCACUUCACCCAUCCGCGACACUGGCAGCAACUCUCGCAUCCAAGACACCAGUACCACUCCCCACUACAUCCGCGACAGCAGCAGCAACUCUCGCAUCCAAGACACCAGUACCACUCCCCACUACACCAGCAGCAACUCUAACCCUAACUAACGCAUCCAAGACACCAGUACCACUCCCCACUACAUCCGCGACACCAGCAGCAACUCCCAUUUCCGUGGCGCGAGCAGAACAUAUCAUGUCUGAGACACGUGGACUUCCUAUUGUCGAGUCGGUCGAUUCUACAUCUACGUCAUCUGCACCACCUGUCAUCAAGAUGCCAGCGGUAACUCCUGUUUCCGUGGUGCCAGCAGCACAUAUCGCGUCCGAGACACCUGCACUUUCUAUCAUCGAAUCGGUCGAUCCUACUUCUACGUCGUCUGCACCUCCUGUCGUCAAGACGCCAACAAUAACACCUGUUUCCGUAGCGCCAGCGGAACACACCAUGUCCGAGACGCCUGCACUUACUGUGGUCAAACUGGUCCAUCCUGCAUCUCCAUUGCCUGCACUUCCUACUGUCGAGCAGCCUCUCAUGCACCUUGUGGCUGAACUUCCUAUCGUCCAGCCACCUCCAAAUCUUACGCAGCCUGCAGAACUCUCAGUGGGACCUUCAGCAGAACCUGCUGCGACAAAAGGAGCUCGACAACACGAGUCCCUUGUACUCAGACGAUCAAAAUGA
Molecule: messenger RNA, 2136 nt
Organism: Suillus bovinus
Lineage: Eukaryota; Fungi; Basidiomycota; Agaricomycetes; Boletales; Suillaceae
Exons: 5
Coding region: 1-2136 (711 amino acids)
Source: RefSeq, a predicted model, not a curated record